This is a messenger RNA of Boeremia exigua, 1878 nucleotides long. Its product is annotated as ankyrin repeat-containing domain protein. The annotation marks the transcript as partial. The record is from RefSeq and is a predicted model, not a curated record. Lineage: Eukaryota; Fungi; Ascomycota; Dothideomycetes; Pleosporales; Didymellaceae. Gene Ontology annotation, molecular function: protein binding. The transcript has a single exon. Gene Ontology annotation, cellular component: cytoplasm.
AUGUCCUGCACACGGAGCUUGCUGGACAGCCCAACCGAAGCCCCAAGACCAUCUUUUCACGGCUGCGAUGACCCAAGCAUAGCCCGGCUUGCCUCCAGACGACUGGUGCGCAGGCCAUCAAAACUUCAGACCACCAUGGAGGUGACAAGGUGCAGAUUUGGAAGUACAAGUCGGCAAGCUGCGCCAAUUGGAUGUGAGGAAUUCGUCCCUCAGAAGGACUGGACGCCGAUAUCACACGCCGUAUACCACGAUCGCGAAGCUGCUCUCCAACACUACUUACAGACUGGCGUGUCGCCGGAUGCUGUGGAAGGCCCGGGUGUCCCGCUUUUGUGCAUCGCUGUAGCAUGCGGGCACUUCGAGAUUGUGGAAAUACUUCUUAAGGCGGGUGCCAAUGUCAAUUCAGCAUCUAGAGACAAAGGAGAGACUGCUUUACAUAUCGCCGUCAGAAUGAGUCGUCACGACGUCAUCGAAUUGCUGCUUGUACAUCGAGCUGACCUGGAAUUAAAAACCUCUGAUACUGGCCAAACUCCUCUCCACUACGCUGCAGCGGCGCCCAACUCAAUCGCACUGGUCACGAAGCUACUCAAGCUUGGAGCAAAAUACGACGUGAAUGACCUCCAAGGUCAUACGGCAGCGGUGAUUGCACUGCAAGCUCACAAUGUCCAUGCUGCGGUAGCGAUCAUAAACAUGGCACGAGGGAAGCCCAAGCAGCUGGCGAAAGAGAAGGACAUGCUGAUGCAGCAUAUCGAAAUAGCACAUGAUCGAACAUCAGCGACCAACGACUUGAUUGCUGAUGUGUUCGCGGCCACCUGCGACCCAGACUCGACCGUGUUGAUUGAAGCGAUCAAGAGGAAUGACCCCAGACUAGUUGAGAUGUUCUUGGAAAGAGAAGCAGACCCUCGCCGGGCGACCACGAAAGGACUGAUGCCAAUAUUUGUGGCUGUUAAGUUUGCCAACUUGCGUAUUAUUAAGCUACUGGUCCAACAUGGCGCAGAAGUCACGACCAAAGGUCCAGGCCAGCUUAGUGUGUUGCAGGUCCUUUUCACGACCCUCGGUAGCCGCGACGAGGAUUCCAUUGUUCAUGUUGUUGGAUACUUGUUUGCCAAAGGUGCGGAUGCUACCACGCUGUAUCCCGAUGGCAAAACACUCCUCCAUCGAGCAGUGAGUGCGGGGAUUGAUCAUGCCAAAGUAGCAAAGCUACUGAUCAAGAACGGCAUCGACGUCGAUGCGCAAGAUGCCGAUGGGAACACCGCGUUGCACCUGGCAGCGUCCAAUGGUCUUGUAAAUACAACACAAUGUUUGCUAGACUCACGCGCGAACGCCACAGUCGUUGAUUCGAAAAAGCGCACAGCGCUACUCCGAGCCAUACAAAACCAUCAGUGGAUUGUUGUUCCACUAUUGGCGGUUCCUCCCGCGGUCACUUCGUGGGACGCGGAAGCAUCGACGGCGUUGCACCACAUUUCUCGAAGCACUCCUCAAGACCACGAUUCCUGGAGUGACAUUGCAGCUGCUACGAUACCGUUUUGCGAGCGUGGUAUUUGCAGGAGCAUGCGAGAUCGAUCCGGCGCAACGCCUCUCAUACAAGCAAUCAGACUACUACCCGAGGAUGGCCUGCCUGUAGUUGAAAGUCUGCUCACCAAAGGUGAUGGGAAGUGGAACUGUGUUGGACAUGAGGACCACAAGAGGCAUGAUGCGCUAUAUUACGCUGCGACUCUUGGCAAAACCAUCUUUGUGAAGGCGCUGCUUGAGAAUGGUGCUCCUUUUGUACUCGAAGAUUGGAGCAGUGCUCGAGGACAGCUCAGGCUACCCGCAGCUUCGAACGAUGAGAUUCUGGAACUGAUUGUCGAAAGUGACCGUUCAAGAAAAGCGCAGGCAAUU